Molecule: messenger RNA, 672 nt
Organism: Neurospora hispaniola
Lineage: Eukaryota; Fungi; Ascomycota; Sordariomycetes; Sordariales; Sordariaceae
Exons: 4
Coding region: 1-672 (223 amino acids)
Source: RefSeq, a predicted model, not a curated record
AUGGCGAUCAAACCGUCGCAACAAGUCGGAUGCGGAACAGGGGGUUCGUUGCUAAUCGGUGACAGUGCGGUGACUAAACGGCCUCAAUUGUCUCGAGAACCGAUGAACUGGCGGUCAACUUUCUGUUGCAGUUUUCUCGCUUUCGUACACCAAGGAUCAGGGCCCUUGAUGAAGGGCAGUAGGACCGCCUCGCACGGAAGAGGAUCAGGACUCGCGAUCCCCCACGAGCUUGUUGUUCUGGAGAAAGAUAGGAAUUGCUCGGUGAUGGACCAAGUGCUCCUCCAGGCGUGGGUUUGGGCGGCUAGACCAAAGGAAGAGAGUUCGACUUUUAUGAAGCCUCUUGAUGGCCUUGCUUCAUUAUCAGGUAUGGCCAACAUGACGGCCACGGCCUGUGAGCGGACUGCUUUGGCAGCGGUUGAACCGCCCACGUACCCUCUCGAUCUUAUGCGACGGACCAUUGGCUUCUCGUUGCGUGUCAGCCUCCUCUAUUGGUUUGGGGAACCUGAUAGGCACAGUUGGUGCACGGUAAACGGUCCAAGCGGUCAUAUCUUUCUGCGUGUAGCCAAAGCAGCAAGCCGUGAUAGUUGCAAGUUGUCGGGAGGGAAGACACAGCCUCAAGGAAAGUAUAUGAAGCCAGGACCCAAACGUUGGGAUGACUCAAGUAGCUUGUGA